Caenorhabditis angaria is the source of this 2585-nucleotide messenger RNA. NCBI's taxonomy places the organism in Eukaryota, Metazoa, Nematoda, Chromadorea, Rhabditida, Rhabditidae. The record is from the annotation of a GenBank genome assembly.
AUGAGCACUCCGCCACAUAUUGAAGAACUGUUCAAAGUCGAUCCAUAUUUGAAAGAUUUUCAAGGUGAAAUUUCGAGAAGAUAUGGAGUUUUUCUUGAUUAUCAACAAAGAAUUGUUGAGGUAAAUAUCCAGAAAAAUUUUGGUUCCAAUCUUCUAAAUACUGUGUUUUUCCAGUGUGGAGGAAUCGAUAAGUUCACUUCUUCAUAUCGUGAAUUUGGUCUAAAUGUCCAACCAGAUAAUUCAAUUCGUGGACUUGAAUGGGCUCCGGCUGCUCAAAGACUUGCUCUUGUUGGAGAUUUUAGUUAGUUUAUGACACAAACUUUGUGCUCAUACGUCAUUCUCUAUUUAAAAUCUUUCUUUAGAUAACUGGGAUCAAAACGCAAAUGUUUAUAAACAAGAACAACAUGGUAAAUGGAGCAUAAUUAUUCCGCCAAAUCCAGAUGGAUCUUGCGCAAUUCCACAUUUGUCUGUUAUCAAAAUUGCAGUAACACAUAAUGGACAAGUUCAUUUCAAACUCAGCCCAUGGGCAAAAUAUGUGACUUGUCCUCGUCCAAAAGAAACUGUCAUUUAUCAUCAAAACUUUUAUAAUCCACCACAAAAAUAUGAAUUGCAAUCACCGCGACCAACAAAACCAGAAUCUUUGAGAAUCUAUGAAGCACAUGUUGGAAUAAGUAGUUCAGAAGGAAAAAUCAAUUCGUAUCGUGAAUUUGCUGAUGAUGUUUUGCCUCGAAUUCAUAAGCAAGGAUAUAAUGCAAUUCAAUUGAUGGCUGUUAUGGAACACGUUUAUUAUGCAUCUUUUGGUUAUCAAGUCACAUCAUUUUUCGCUGUUUCAAGUCGUUGCGGUUUACCAGAUGAUUUGAAAUAUCUUGUUGAUAAAGCUCAUUCAUUAGGUAUUUAUAUGUUGUUAGAUGUUGUUCACUCACAUGCCUCCAAAAAUGUUGAUGAUGGAUUAAAUGAAUGGGAUGGAUCGAAAGGUGGAUAUUUUCAUGAAAAUGCAAGAGGUUAUCAUAAUUUGUGGGAUUCGAGAUUAUUCGAUUAUACAAAGUGAGUUAUAAGUUGAGAAAUUAAUAAUUUUAAUAGAGAAAAUGUUUGAAGGAUUGAAACUUUGCGCUUACUUUUAUCGAACUUACGUUGGUGGAUCGAAGAAUACGGUUUUGAUGGUUUCCGAUUCGAUGGUGUUACUUCAAUGAUUUAUCAUUCUCAUGGAAUGAGUAAGUUAAUCGAUAAAUAUAUUAUAAGUCCAAUCAACUUUUGAAUUUUAGAUGAUUCAUUCGCUGGCGGAUAUCCGAUGUAUUUUGGUCUAAAUGCUGACACUGAUUCCAUCGUCUAUCUUAUGCUUGCUAAUGAUUUUCUUCACAAAAAAUAUCCGCAAGUUAUCACAAUUGCUGAAGAAGUAUCUGGAAUGCCUGCAAUGUGUAGACCUGUUGAAGAAGGUGGACAAGGAUUCGAUUAUCGACUUGCGAUGGCUUUGCCAGAUAUGUGGAUUAAGAUAUUGAAACAUACAUCAGAUGAAGAUUUGAAAGUUGGAGAAGUUGUUUUCAAUUUGGAAAAUCGAAGAUAUGCUGAAAAACAUGUUGCAUAUGCUGAAUCUCAUGAUCAAGCUUUGGUUGGAGAUAAAACCAUCGCAUUUUGGUUGAUGGAUAAAGAAAUGUAUGAUUUUAUGUCGGUUGAUUCACCUUUGACACCAAUUAUUGAUCGAGGAUUGUCUUUGCAUAAAUUGAUUCGUUUGUUAACAAUGUCACUUGGUGGAGAAGCUUGGUUGAAUUUUAUUGGAAAUGAAUUCGGACAUCCGGAAUGGUUGGAUUUUCCAAGAAUUGGAAAUAAUGAGUCAUUCCAUUAUGCGAGGAGACAAUUCAAUUUGGUUGAUGCUGAAUAUUUGAGAUAUAAAUUCUUGAAUAAUUGGGAUAGAGAAAUGAAUUUGUUGGAGGAAAGAACCGGAUUUCUUCACAAAGGAUAUGUGAGUUAUUGAAAAUCUAGUUAUUUUUGGACAUUUUUUUGAUUAUUCAGAAAAAAAAACUGUUUUAAAAAUUUCUGGAAAAAACUUUAGUGCUCAGAAAAACCAUGAAGUUCACUAAGUUUGGAACAUUUUGAAAAAAGCUCAAUCUUACAGAAAAAGUUUCUUUGAAAAUACAAAUUAGAGCUAUUUGAAUUUUUUUUCGUAAUUCUGAAGAAAGAAAAUUUUUUGUGCAAUUUUCAAAAUGAAAGAAGAUUCUAUUUAUUUCUUUCUCUUUUUCAGGCUUAUACAUCCUGGAAACAUGAUUCUGACAAAGUUGUUGUAUUCGAAAGAGCUGGUCUCGUUUUCAUUUUCAAUUUCCAUCCAACUCAAAGUUUUGCCGAUUAUUCAAUUGGAAUUGAUCAACCUGGAAAGUAUGUAGUUUCAACAUUUUUAUUCAUUAUUUUCAAAUAAUUCCUUUUUUUCUAGAUAUGGCCUUGCUCUCAAUUCAGAUGAUGCUCAAUUUGGUGGACAUUCUCGUAUCGAUCCAUCAUCACAAUAUCAUACUUUCGAAGAUGGAUAUGCUGGUCGCCGUCAUCGUGCUCAAGUUUAUAUUCCUUGCAGAACUGCAAUUGUUCUCGAAAAGCUAUAA